UUAAGCCAUACCAAAGUUCCAAAAAUGAUUUGCUUCAUUUCAUGUCAUGGAUAUUUCAUAUUAUUUUCACUCAUUUUCCUUCAAAAAAUGUCUCUUCUUUCUUUUCACCCUCAUUUUCUUGAUAGCCCUUGUGGUAGUGGCGAUUCCUUCUAUGCUCUUCUUAAUCUUGAAGCCCCAAAAGCCUGUUUUCUCUCUUCAAACAUUAAAGGUACAAUCUUACAAGUUGAACCUUUCGAAUUCGGGCUCUGACCCACUAUUUUCAUCUGUCGUUUGUCUGACCCUGAUUGCGCAAAAUCCUAACAAGGUUGGCAUAAGGUAUAGACCGACGCGGUUUCACGUAUUUAAUGGAGGAGUAGUGAUCGGAAUGAUUCAAGUUCCUGCAUUUUAUCAACCUCCACAUAGCAAUAACUUAACCUUGGAGGCUCGAGCAAUUUUUUACUGCGUGAAUGUUACACAAAUUUUGUCUAAUAUAUCAUUGCAACAAAAAGGUUCCACGAAAAGUAUUAUAUUGGCAAGCAUGUUGGGUGAUGUUGCAGCUCAAGUAAAACUUCUCAAUGUCAACUUGCCCAAGGUUAAGCUCGCGGUGGAGUGCGACAUAAACAUUGACCAAAACCAUAUUGAACUCAGUAACCAAUUCGUCUACAGCUUGAAAGCAGCAAAAUAUAAUACGAUAUCUCUUCCAAUGAACAUCAAGGGAACUUUCUCCAACAAGUGCUCUGCCUCUAUUUACAUCUAGAGCACUGAAGAUAUAUAUACACACACUCUGAAUGACAUUGAACUGUAAAUUCUACUUACAUAUUCACUCAUGAAUUCAUUAAUUAUUUUGUAAUACCUUAGUUCUGUGUAAAUUAAAUACAGUUUUGGAUGAA
Molecule: messenger RNA, 869 nt
Organism: Lycium barbarum (goji berry)
Lineage: Eukaryota; Viridiplantae; Streptophyta; Magnoliopsida; Solanales; Solanaceae
Exons: 3
Coding region: 47-736 (229 amino acids)
Cellular component (GO): plasma membrane
Source: RefSeq, a predicted model, not a curated record